Molecule: messenger RNA, 804 nt
Organism: Mucor velutinosus
Lineage: Eukaryota; Fungi; Mucoromycota; Mucoromycetes; Mucorales; Mucoraceae
Exons: 1
Coding region: 1-804 (267 amino acids)
Biological process (GO): regulation of transcription by RNA polymerase II
Cellular component (GO): nucleus; aryl hydrocarbon receptor complex
Molecular function (GO): RNA polymerase II cis-regulatory region sequence-specific DNA binding; protein binding; DNA-binding transcription factor activity, RNA polymerase II-specific
Source: RefSeq, a predicted model, not a curated record
AUGGAAAUCAACUUUAUAUCAAUCUAUGAUAACACAGCAGAAGCAAAAUACCUAUUCGUAUCAGAGAGUGUCACUGAUAUACUAGGCUAUCAACCAGAGGAAUUGGUUGGUAAAGGAGGAUACAGUAUACUUCACCCAGAUGAAGUGCAAGCUAUAAGCAUUGUGCACCGAGGAAAUGUAAAGAACGAGAGAAUGUCAAGUGUAAAUACCUAUAGAAAUCGACACAAGGAUGGGCAUUAUGUGCUAUGUGAUGUGGUGGUGCAUUACUGCUACGAUGUACUGAUCUGCACCAAUUUUGCAGUGACAACGAAUGAUUGUUUUCGACACAAGAUUCGGAUCAAUUCUGCAGAAGAUGUGUUUGUUAUUCAACCGGAUGGAUCUAUUCAGUUGGCAGGUGCAUGGAACCUAUCUCAAGAAAAAAUGAAGAGAUUGCUGGCGGAAGGAAACCCUUGGGACGCCAACAUGAAUGUGAUAUCGCCGCAAGAGCCUCGAUUCUGUUUAUUUCUAAAUCGAUAUACAAGCUUGUCCAUUAUCGUAUUUGCCACUCAAAUGUGUCAGAACCUUGUUGGAUCGAGCCAAAUGGAGUUAAUUGGUGAAUCAUUGUACGAUUAUGUGGAUGACAAGGACCGAUUGAAUGUGGAAAGACUUAUAACAUUGGCAAAAUCAAAUGACCUGAUCAACCGAAUAAGAUUUAACUGGAAAAGACGUGAUAAUGAUGAAUUAGAGUAUCUAGAAGCUGUUAUUAGUUGUACAUACGAUGGUUUAGUUUUUGUAGCACGUAGAUGUGGAUAUAGGAUGCAAUGA